This is a messenger RNA of Fopius arisanus, 2553 nucleotides long. RefSeq lists its product as uncharacterized. Lineage: Eukaryota; Metazoa; Arthropoda; Insecta; Hymenoptera; Braconidae. Bases 887 to 2149 code for a protein of 420 amino acids. The transcript has 10 exons. The record is from RefSeq and is a predicted model, not a curated record.
UCAAGAUGUAGAGCAGCAGAGCCCCUAGACUAGAAAAUAGAUUUUUCCAUCAGAUUCCCUCGUCCCACCCAGCAAAAGACCAGGAAUUUUCCUGAAAAAACUUUUCCAUCGAGGAAAGCAUCGACCCAAGUGGAAGUGCCUUCUCCAUUUCUACGGGAAAUUAACUUCAACUUUUACUUUAUAAUUCUGAAAGACGUAAUUCAUUUAUGGUUCACGUGAAUUAUUUGGGUAUUAGUCUUGAUGAGUUUUCAGGGGAUAAUUUCAGUGUUUGUCAGACGGAUGAACUCUUGAAUUAAUUGGAAAUGUCAGAUCUUAAAUAGAAAUUGUAAGGGAUGAUUGGAAAGGUCGGGUGGCACAUGUUAAAAUUUUAAUGUGACUGAUGAUCUGUCUGUUGGGCAUCGAUUAAUGAGAGAGGGAGAGACCCCUUUUUUUUUCGUUCCCCACCUUUUUCCGUCGACUCUAGGAGUUAAACACCUGGUCAACCUGCACCUGGACGAUACUUUUGCCGUGUACUAAACUAUUCCCCUGUUUUCUCUGGUAAAUUCAGUCAGUACUUCGGUGGAAGUCGAAACGGAAGGAUCACCUGUGCUUUUUCUGAUUGUCAACGUGUGUUCCCAAGGGUAGGCUUGAUAAACAAUCAGUGGAUUCGUGCAUUAUCGUGCAUUUUCUGUUAUCGAUUUCUUUUUUUUUUUGAGGAAAUAAGUCAUUCGGAGGGGUUCGUAUUUUAGGGGAUUUUUUUCUGGCUCUAUUAUUUUUUAGACCAGAAUUUUAACAGUUGUAGGAUGAAACAGAACUUGGAGUUUUGGAUUUAAUACCCUGGGAUUUUUGCUUGAGAUUGUUGUCUCUAGAUUUCGGAGAGCCAUAAGCCGUUAAUUUAUUCAUCGACAUGUAUUACCAAGCGAUUGCGCUCAAUUUAGUGCUAAUAAGUGUAUCGAUCCAAGUGAUCGCCUGCGAGGGCUGCAACAAGGAGGAUCACCAGAAAUGUGUCGCCCUGGCUGAUCCUCUCCUCAAAGAUGCGCAUCUUAUCUUUCCUGAUAACAUGAGGGACAUCGAUAUGGUCUGCAGGACAUGGUCGAGCUUUGUCGACUGCAUCAAGCGAUAUAUCGACAGGUGUUUCACGAAACAACGGAGGGAACAGUUUAAUCAGGCGGUUGAGUCCCCGAUUGCGUCGGUUCAUCAGAUGUGCUCUGUCACUUCUUAUCAGACUGAGUACCUUCAGUACGCAAGUUGUUUAAAAGCAACAGUCACCGAGGCACAACAUUGCGGCAAUCAGUACACAGCCCUCGUGGAUGAGGUAUCUCAAGGGGAAAUGGCCCGAAGAAGCCUCUGCUGUGCUCACCACCACUUCCGGGCUUGUGUCAUUACUGAGACGAGGAAGAGGUGUGAUGGGGGUCAACCUGGAGGCGCAGCUUCGAGGUUUUCUGGACAAAUUCUCGACCGGGCCUUGAGCUUUUUGCAGGAACAAUGUCAGGCUUACAUACCAAAUGGUAGUGACUGUCCAGAACCGGUGACAGACAGUUCUUUGGCUCUUGCUGUGAGUCCCUUGGACGAAGAAUCAGGAAAUCGCGGUAUCAGCCGACGUCCUUAUCAGCGAACUCUGUCACCCGAUAACUACGCAGGACAGGCCAGCACUUUCCAUGGCGCAAGUACAAAUACUAUUAACAGUGCGUCAUCGUUCAGGAGCACUGGCAGAUCCCUAAAUGUUCUUCCAAUUGUGUAUCAUUUUUUAGAGAAUGAGGAGCCCGAUGUGAGACCAGCACCGACACUCGAGGUAUCCAAUUCCGAGGUGACGGUGAAGGUGGAUGAGGCCGCGGGAAAAGCCGUCGACGAGAAGGAAAUCUCAACGGUUGGACAGAGCAUUGAAGAGCCCGCUAUAAUCGUGACUCAACGAUCACCUAGUUAUGGGAGAGGAAUGUCCUGGACAUCGCCCUCGCCGAAAGAAACAACAGAAAUACCGGCGUGGGCCACUAGCACUUGGCCUGACACCAAUAAAGACUCGGCGACAGAGUCGUGGUAUCCAGCUGCCGGUAGCUUCGGGGGGAAUAACAUAGACGAGCCAAAUCAGCAAGGCCUGAAGAACGGACACAAUUGUUUAAGAUCUAAUAUAAUUCCAUUAGUUAUUAUCACUAUUGCUCUGUAUUUUAUAUGAAUGAAUUUUCAUUCGAAGUAAUUGAAUUUCCAAGUGAAAACCGUGGGCUGAGCAAUAUCACUGGAAUCUAGAGAUAAAUUGAAUCGUUAAUUGGGUUAUUUGUUAAUUUCAUAAUGAAGUUGGUGAGGUAAUUGGAAUAGAUAUCGAUAGUUUAUACGAUAGCUCGCUGGAUCAGCGGAUGCGUAUUCUAAAUUUUAAUGUACAUUUUCAUUUUCAACUUUUAAACAUUAAUAUCGAUUACCUGUAUAUAAUAAUGUGAUACCAAAGAAUAUUUUGAUUUUGUUAUCAACCAUUUGUUUCUUUUUUCUCAGUAUUCGUAGCUAAUUGAUAAUCAGAAUUUAUGCUGCACUGUAGUACCGAAUUUGAAUUGUACAUUCAAUAAAACCUCUAGUCCAUUGGCUCGA